AUGUCAAACACAAUUCAAAAUCCAGUAUCUGAUUCUUCGAAUAAAUUUUUAGAAAGUAAAAGUAAUGGCAAUAACAAGAAUAAUAGCAAGAAUAAUAACCAGAUAGAUGCUGAAUCGCUCCUUUCCAACCAACAUAGCCAAAUAUCUAUAACCCCAACAUCUUCCUCGUCAUCCAGAGAUAUCUCAUUAACUAAAAAUAGUACUAACAAUAAUAAUGCAAAGAAAAUUGAAAAGAAAGGCUCUUCUUCAAAUAUAACUAAAGUAAAAGACAUUAAACAGGCUAAAAUAUCAUCUUCUAAAAGAAAAUCAAAGAAAAAUAUGUGUUUCCAUCCAGAUUGUACUAAAUCUAUAGCCAAAUUCAUAGGUGACUGUAAUUUCUGUAAUGGUCAUUUUUGCUCAAGUCAUCGAUUAAUGGAAUCUCAUAACUGUAAGGGUUUGGCAACUUGUAAAGAACAAUUACAUAAAAGAAAUGCCGAUAAAUUAACCAAAGAACAAACUAUUGUGUCAAAGAUUCAAAUAUAA
Molecule: messenger RNA, 522 nt
Organism: Arxiozyma heterogenica
Lineage: Eukaryota; Fungi; Ascomycota; Saccharomycetes; Saccharomycetales; Saccharomycetaceae
Gene: TMC1
Product: Tmc1p
Exons: 1
Coding region: 1-522 (173 amino acids)
Molecular function (GO): zinc ion binding
Source: RefSeq, a predicted model, not a curated record